AUGACGCCCGCCCCGUUCAUGCCUCUGAGCGAGGAGCUCAGCCGCUACCAGGAAAUAUACAGAGCUCCAGACGGAACCUUGGUGCGCUUUGCGCUGUCUUACGUCGAGCAAGUGAAGGCGAAGAUCGCCAGCGGAGAAGAUGGAUACUCAAUUGUCGAUCUCUAUCUGCUCAACCCCACCCUCGACUGGCGAGACGCCUCCUACAUUCUCUGGACGGUUUUCGCGCUCUGCUGCAUUCGGUUCGCCGUGAGCGGAUUGAUGACGCCGGCGUGGAAGAAACGCUUUUCGGUCUUUAAGUUCAUCGCCGGCAAGCUCGGCUGCGUGAAACGCGGAAAACUGUGCAAGUUCGCGGAGAAUUUUUGGUAUGCCCUCUGGCACAGCACGUCUCUUGUUUGGGGCGCGUCGCUGCUUAUCGAGGAAGCGGGCACGGCAGAGGAGCCGGGAUGGAGUCGCAUGAUGUUUGAGCAGCCUGACGGACGGUGGUUUUGGAUCGCCACGGCCGCUGAACACUCGCAGGGGUCGGUCGGGUGGCCGUUGCUGCUGCCGUCGGCGCCGAUGCGCUUCUACUAUCUGACGCAGAUCGCCUUCUGGACCUCGUGCCUGCUGUUCCUUCGCUUCGAGACUCGCCGCUCGGAUUUUAUCGUCUUCAUCAUCCACCACGUCGCGACGAUCGGCCUAGUAGCCUUCUCGUACGCCUCCUCGUACUGGCGCGUCGGGCUGGUGAUUCUGGUGCUUCACGACUGGGUGGACGUCCUCCUGUACUGGAGCAAGUGUCUGCAGUAUUCGUACAUCAGGCCCGUCGUGACGGACUGCAGCUUCGUGCUUUUCGUCAUCUCGUACCUCGUCGCGCGGCUUCUCCUCUUCCCCUUCUACUGCGUCUGGCCGACUAUCGACUCCUCGUACACGUCGCGCAUCACCAACGGCCGCAUCGAAAACCACUACUCCUACCCCGGCGGCGUCUUGCUCCCCAUCUUCCUCUCCGUCCUCGUGGCACUCCACGUCUACUGGUUUGGACUCAUCAUCCGCAUGGUCGCGAAGGUUCUCAACGACAGACGCCAGGGAGCAACGGAGAUGAGCGGAGACAUUCGCAGCGACGAGGAGAGCGACAGCGCGGAGUCCUCGUCGGAGGAGAAGCGGAAGGGCGAAUAA
This is a messenger RNA of Besnoitia besnoiti, 1149 nucleotides long. RefSeq names its product longevity-assurance protein (LAG1) domain-containing protein. Gene Ontology annotation, biological process: ceramide biosynthetic process. Gene Ontology annotation, molecular function: sphingosine N-acyltransferase activity. The transcript has 7 exons. The coding region runs from base 1 to 1149 and encodes 382 amino acids. NCBI's taxonomy places the organism in Eukaryota, Apicomplexa, Conoidasida, Eucoccidiorida, Sarcocystidae. Gene Ontology annotation, cellular component: endoplasmic reticulum; membrane. The record is from RefSeq and is a predicted model, not a curated record.